AUGCUGAAUCCGAGUUCUCCAACACAAGCGGAUCCCAAUUCAAAUGCGGGUGAAGAUAUAAAUAAUACUACCAAAGAUGUAUCAAUGGUUGAUGUCAGUAAAGCAGACGGUGAUCAACAACCAAGAAGAAGAAGAUCAACUUUGAAUUUAACUGAUGAAAUUGAUUUAGAUAGAAUGAAUAUUGAUAAUAGCGGAGCUUCACAAGAUAUAGAUGACAAGAUGAAUAUUGAUCCAUCAUCAACAAAUUUACAACAACAACAACAACAACAAGGAGGGAAUCCUAUUCCUCCAAAUAUCCCACAACAACAACAACAGCAACAACAACAACAACCAGUACCAGGACCAGAAGCAACAAUUGCAGUUCCUGUAGAUAUCAAAUGGGUUCAAGGUGGUCAAAAGGUCUAUGUUACUGGUUCUUUUACUGGAUGGAGAAAAAUGAUUGGAUUGGUUAAACAACCCGAUAAUAAUUUCCUGAUCACUUUGGGAUUACCAGUCGGUACACAUCGUUUUAGAUUUGUUGUGGAUAAUGAAUUAAGAUUUUCUGAUUUUUUACCUACUGCAACUGAUCAAACGGGUAAUUUUGUUAAUUAUAUUGAAAUUACUCCUGAUAAUGUCCAACAACAUUUGUUGCAACAACAACAACAACAACAAGAAGGCGCACCACAACAGCAGCAACAACAACCUGCACAAGAACAAUUAGAUCUACAACAAGGAGAAGCAGGUAGAAAUGAUCAACAAGGACUUGGUGGUGGUCGUAGAGCAUCAGUUGGUGGAAGAUCAAGAAGUAAUUCCAUGUGGGGAUUGACUAAUGAUGAUGAUGAUAUGGGUAAUGGUUAUUCAAGAUAUUAUGAUGAUGAAAGUACAGCAUUGGAUGCUAAAAAAUAUCAGUACAUUAGUGAUAUUCCACCUAUUUUCACAGAUCCAAAAGUGAUGGAACAAUAUUAUGUUGCCAUAGAUAAACAAUCUAGAAGUAAUAAUGGUCAACAACAAGCAUGGUUGCAUCCACCUCAAUUACCUCCACAUUUAGAAAGUGUUAUCUUGAAUAAUUUUAACAAUAAUAAUGAAAACAAUAGUGGUGCUUUACCAAUUCCAAAUCAUGUUGUGUUGAAUCAUUUGGCAACAACUUCAAUUAAACAUAAUACAUUAGCUGUUGCCUCAAUUGUAAGAUACAAGAGAAAAUAUUUGACGCAAGUUUUAUACGCACCACUACAACCACCACCAGCACCACCACAAGAUAACCAACAACAAGAGCAACAACAAGUGUGA
Candida tropicalis MYA-3404 is the source of this 1266-nucleotide messenger RNA. It is a transcript of the gene KIS1, whose product is annotated as Kis1p. Gene Ontology annotation, cellular component: cytoplasm; nucleus; nucleotide-activated protein kinase complex. Bases 1 to 1266 code for a protein of 421 amino acids. The transcript has a single exon. NCBI's taxonomy places the organism in Eukaryota, Fungi, Ascomycota, Pichiomycetes, Serinales, Debaryomycetaceae. Gene Ontology annotation, molecular function: protein kinase binding. Gene Ontology annotation, biological process: signal transduction. The record is from RefSeq and is a predicted model, not a curated record.